UACAUAUAUGUGUGUGUGUGUGUAUGAAGAGGAAUAGGGGAAGAAAGGAGAAGCACAAUAUAAGGAAAUAAGAGGAAAAAUUAGAAGGGGAACAAAAGCUGCAUGGCUUCUUUAAUCAAGGUGUUGUAAUGUGCACUCAAUCCUGAUGUGUGAUGUUAUUUACUAUCUAAUAGAAGAAAUCAACAAGAGACUGCCACUAUUCUGUGAGGAAAGUGUAACUUAGUUUUUGCGAUCCAGUUACCAAAAGCUGUUGACACAAGUUGACAGUUUUAGUAAUUUGAAUAAUUGUUAGCAAGCUAUAGAACAUUAUAAAGUCUCCAUUGAAUUGUUAACAAGCUAUAGAACAUUAUAACUCCCUCUUAUAUGUAUCCUUAUUGGAUGGUUAAUCGAAAACUUUUGUUCCCCAAAGGAAGUGACGUCAUGGACAAUGAGAUAAGAAAAACAUUUUUAGAGGAGAGACGAACAAAUGGUGAUUUCAUAUCAAAGGUUUCCGACAUGCUAUGGAUUAGGGAUAUGUCAAAAUUUGCUGAUAUGGAGACGAACACUUUGCAUGAAAACCUUCAACAGCUGGACGAGAUGGCAGACAAAGAAAGCACUGAUGGUGGAUUUUUAAAGCUUACAAAAACUAAUGAGUGGGUUUCUGGUGACAGUGUUAUUGCUCCAGUCAAUAAGAAAUUGACCGCUAAGGAUUGGCAGAAUGACAGCGAGAAAAGGAAGAAGCUAAACUUUCUCAGAUAUGAUGCUAUUAAGAGGGAGUUGCUGUUUUUGACAAUUGGCAUUGGAACUGGUUGCUGUGCAUACUGUUUAAUAGUGUUUAGCAUGGAGGCUGCUGUCAGUUAUGCUGCUGGAGUUUUGUUCAGUUGUUUGUACCUUCAGCUUCUGUAUUAUCACGCGGACAAUCUCUCCAGGGAAGCAAUACCUAAGAUUUUUUUACAAAAGAAAGUGAAGAAAAUUGGGAUAAGAAGCGAGGACCUGGAGAAUACACUGGAGAAAAUAUUUCGGGGUAGCACAAUGGCAUUAUCAUCACCAAGGCUAGUGAUACCUGCGGCAUUAUAUGGCAUUUGUAUUUUAUCGCAACAUAUCCUCAACAACUUUGAAUUUCAGAUUGUUCCUGCAAUGCUUGGUUUCUUUGCAUAUAAAGCUGCAGCUUUAGUUCAAGUUUACAGAGAUAAUGAGGACCUGAGGUUGAUAUUUCCAGAGAGUGAGGAAUAAUCCAGAUGGCCGUUAACAGCGAGCAAUGGAAAUCCUGUUAUCUCGUUUAUAUUAUUUUGGCCUUUAUUUUACCAAGAGGAACCUCAAAAAAAAAAAAAAAAAACUGUUGUUUGCUCCUGAUUUGUUGCGGGAAUGUAAAAUUCAAGCAGAUGGUAACGGUAGAUAAAUCCUCCUCAAGGAGGAGUCUCGAGCACUUUUUUCAA
Messenger RNA from Asparagus officinalis (garden asparagus), 1415 nucleotides. RefSeq lists its product as uncharacterized. The record is from RefSeq and is a predicted model, not a curated record. The coding region runs from base 364 to 1212 and encodes 282 amino acids. NCBI's taxonomy places the organism in Eukaryota, Viridiplantae, Streptophyta, Magnoliopsida, Asparagales, Asparagaceae. The transcript has 8 exons.